AUGGACCAAGAUCUCAACUCUGAAAGAAAAUCAGAGAAGUGCUGUAAAAUAUUUAGUGAGGGCAAGGACUGCAUCUGCUCCCUUCCCACUGGUUAUGGCAAAUCACUGAUAUAUGAAUUACUGCCUUUCCUUGACACUGGGUGUCUAGUUGUUGUAGUAGUUCCUCUAAAUGCAAUUCUAAACCAGCAGAUGGAAAAGUUAGGUGAUUUAGCUAUGUCCCUUUGCCCUGGGAAAGUUGACUUCAAUAAACUUAAGACUGGCAAAUAUAGUUACCUUUUUUGCCACCCUGAACAAAUUCUAGACAAUAAAGCUCUUAAUGAGGUUUUUCGCACAGAGGGACUCAGUGGAAGGAAAAUUUAUCUUGUGGUAGAUGAGGCCCAUUGCAUACUGGAGUGGGGAGAGGAGUUUCGUCCGGACUUCAAACGAUUGUUUCAAUUAAGAUCACUAUGUAAAUGCCAAGUACUGGCUUUGUCUGCAACAGUUACAGAUGCUGGUAAAAAAUGUAUUUGUUCAAGUCUUCUUAUGAAAAAUGUUGAGAUAAUAAGUGAAAGUCCGGCCAAAGACAAUAUCAGUCUUACAGUGAAAAGACGACCAAGUCCUACUGCAAGUGGAAACAGUUCUACAACACCCUACGAUUAUAUUUUUCAUCCUGUUAUAACAAAGUUGAAGCAUGAAUUACAAGAUUUUGAGAUCACCAUCAUUUAUUGUAAAUCCAUGCAGUGGAUAGGUUAUGGCUACGAGACAGCCAGAAGAAUCCUUGGCACGGACUUCUACGCAGGUGAUAGCAAACUUGAGCAUGCUCGAGUGGUGAUGUUUCACUCUUCUAUGGAAAAAGAAUCUGGCCAGCUGAAGAACAUGAUACUGACAUCACUUCAAAAACCAGAUGCAGAAUGUCGGAUAAGGCUCAUUAUUUCAUCUGUUGCAUUAGGAAUGGGGGCAGACUUGAAAAACGUUAAAAGGAUAAUACAUGCAGGACCACCAACUAGUUUAGAAACAUAUAUUCAAGAGAUUGGUCGUGCUGGACGAACAGGGUCUGUGGCAGAAGCAGUUCUCUACUUCAAUAAUUCUGACAUAUCAGGUCAAUGUAUGAGAAAGGAUAUGCAAGAUUACUGUAGAAACAAUGAAAAGUGUCGCAGGGAUAUCAUCAAUGAUCAUUUUGGCUUCCAAACCAAGGAAAAACCAACAAUCUGCUGCAAUUUUUGUGACUCUCAACUGUGUAUUGAAUGGGAUUUUUCUAAUUUAGCAAUAAAUAAGUGA
Ruditapes philippinarum (Manila clam) is the source of this 1257-nucleotide messenger RNA. Its product is annotated as ATP-dependent DNA helicase RecQ-like. The record is from RefSeq and is a predicted model, not a curated record. Gene Ontology annotation, molecular function: nucleic acid binding; 3'-5' DNA helicase activity; ATP binding. The transcript is spliced from 4 exons. Gene Ontology annotation, cellular component: chromosome; nucleus; cytoplasm. Lineage: Eukaryota; Metazoa; Mollusca; Bivalvia; Venerida; Veneridae. Gene Ontology annotation, biological process: double-strand break repair via homologous recombination. Bases 1 to 1257 code for a protein of 418 amino acids.